CUCGGCACAAUAUUCAAAACUUCACACUCUCCAUAUUCCCAUCCACAUUCAUUUCACCAUCUUCUUCAGAUUAUCUUCCACCUGCCAGCAUGGGAGAUCUUGAGGACUUUGAUCACGCUUUCAUCCAAGCCCCCGAGCACCGCCCCAAACUCGCACUCUCCGAUGCUGAUGGAAUCCCCACCAUCGACCUCUCUCCAAUCUUUAACUCAGUACCCGGCACUGAUUUCCCCCACCAUUUGGUCCAGCAAAUCGCCUCUGCUUGCACGGAGUGGGGAUUCUUUCUGGUCGUCAACCACGGUGUCCCUCCCGAGAAGCGGCGUCGAAUAGAAGCCGCUGCCCGGGAGUUUUUUGGACAGAGUUUGGAGGAGAAGAGGAAAGUGAGGAGAAAUGAAUGGGUGGUGACCGGCUAUUUUGAUACGGAGCUGACCAAGAAUGUCAGAGAUUGGAAGGAGGUCUUUGAUUUCGUGGUGGAGGAUCCGACCGUCAUUCCCGCAUCGUCGGAUCCUGAUGACACUGAGUUGACUCAGUUGGUCAAUCAGUGGCCGGAAUACCCACCGGAAUUCGGAUUGAGCAGAGAGAUUUGCGAAGGAUAUGUUGAAGAAUUGGAGAAACUUGGGCACAAAUUGAUGGAACUAAUCGCCAAUAGCUUGGGAUUACCGGGUAAAAGGUUUAGAGAUUAUUUUAAAGGGCAAACAAGUUCUGUGAGACUCAAUCACUAUCCAUUGUGCCCAUCACCGGAGCUAGCUCUCGGAGUUGGUCGCCACAAGGACCCCGGUGUCUUGACGGUGCUCGCCCAAGACGACAUUGGAGGACUGGAAGUGAGAAGGAAGAGAGAUGGAGCGUGGAUUCAAGUCAAACCCGUACCUGAUUCUUUUGUGGUCAAUGUUGGAGAUAUUACUCAGGUUUGGAGCAAUGAGAAGUAUGAGAGUGUGGAGCAUAGGGCUACGGUAAACAGCAAGAGGGAUAGAUAUUCCAUUGCUUUCUUCUUUUACCCAUCUCAUUCCACCAUCGUUGAGCCUUUGGAAGAGCUUAUUGGUCCCCAAAACCCUCCCAAAUACAAACCAUACUCUUUUGGGAAGUUCCUCGCCAGUAGAAAACGCAGCAAUUUCAAGAAACUUAAUGUCGACAACAUUCAAAUCUCUGAUUUCAAGAUCACCACAUAACCCAAAAGUAGCUCAAUUAAUAUGUCCUUUUCCUUCAUGCUACUAUGUUACAGUCGUUGUUUGGUAUAAGCUUGGUCAUUUAAAAUAUGUAUAAUUUCUUGAAUAAUGACACCAGAAGUAAUAAAAACGUCAAGGUCGGCAUUUGUAUAAUUUAUAUGCCAAGUUAUUUGAGGCUUAGAUUGAGAUUAUAUUAUUAUCAUUAUUAUUAUUUGUAUAUAAUGUUUUUUAAGUACAA
This is a messenger RNA of Cucumis melo (muskmelon), 1398 nucleotides long. Its product is annotated as jasmonate-induced oxygenase 2-like. The transcript is spliced from 3 exons. Lineage: Eukaryota; Viridiplantae; Streptophyta; Magnoliopsida; Cucurbitales; Cucurbitaceae. Gene Ontology annotation, molecular function: dioxygenase activity. The coding region runs from base 90 to 1163 and encodes 357 amino acids. The record is from RefSeq and is a predicted model, not a curated record.